Molecule: messenger RNA, 2721 nt
Organism: Sporothrix brasiliensis 5110
Lineage: Eukaryota; Fungi; Ascomycota; Sordariomycetes; Ophiostomatales; Ophiostomataceae
Exons: 1
Coding region: 1-2721 (906 amino acids)
Source: RefSeq, a predicted model, not a curated record
AUGGCACACACACCCGGAUCCACGGACGGUCUCGGGGUCCAUCCAGCAUUGGUAGACAGGACGCCGUCCGAGACGUUUAACCACCUCAACAUCCCGGGCAAACCGGAGCAUGAAACAGCGGUGGACACACCGGGAACAGGCAGCAAAAAUGCCACCUUCCGCCCCGCGUCCGUCGUUUCUAGGCGGUCCAUGAGAUCUGUCCGCUCCGGCACCAGUUCGUUUCGCUCCACCGGCAGCUCCGUCUUCCUUGACGAUAUCAAGCACGAGGUCAUGGUCAACUACCUCUACCAGCAGCAGUGCUCCCGCCUCUGGGUUGCCGAUGGUACCGGGGCGGUAGAGGGAGUCUUGCUGCGUAAGAUACGCGGACAGUACAUGGCCUGCCCGCCUCGGCUGCUGGAGUCGCCCCUCGCUCAAGCGUGUGCCUCCCUCAACGUGCCGUGUGCCAUGACGGUCAACUCUCGAGUCAUCCAAACCUUCUUGCAAUGGGCGCCUGAUGCCGUGGACGUACCGCUGCUCAACGGCCUGCGCAUCCAGAUUUUGCCCGCUAUUGAAGACCUGGCUCGUGCCCGCAAGCACCAAUUUGCUGCCUUUGUGGCGUCCGAGGGCCUUCUGGUUGUGUGGGACGACGAUGCCAUGCACAUUGUCACGCGAGCCCAGGACAUCGAGGCCGAGCUUAUGGGUCUCGUAUGGCGGUCAGGUGGCGAUGACGAAGACAACGAAAAGAGCGGCGGGCGUAUUGGGAGUGCGGCUGCCGGCGGCGACGCCUUUGGCUCUGGCGGCUACACUGACUACGACCUGGACGAAGAAAACGGAGAGAUCCGCCCUGAGAAGCGCCCGAUCCACCUGCUCAACUCUUGCCUUGUGACGCUGACACUUAUUUUGGUGACUGUGUCUCUGGGCGCGGCCUGGCGCCAGCUGGCCAUCGAAGUGUCGGUCGACCACAGCUACACGCGUCUGGCACUGGUGGCCCUGUUUCCCGUCCAAAUCUUCUUCACCCUCUUCUUUGCCCAGGUGAUUAUUGGUUGCCUGGCUCAAAUCUUUGGCCCCGUCCGCCAGUUGACCGUCAACUCUAAAUUCUACUCAGCCCGCCGCUCGCCACGGCUGCAGACGUCCGUCCUGCCACACGUCACCGUGCAAUGCCCCGUCUACAAAGAGGGUCUUGGUGCCGUCAUCGAGCCUACCGUCAAGUCCAUCAAGCAGGCCAUAUCGACAUAUGAGCUGCAGGGCGGCUCCGCCAACAUGUUCAUCAACGACGACGGCCUGCAGCUGCUUGACGACGAGGCCCGUCAGGCACGCAUCGAUUUCUAUGCCGAUCACAGCAUUGGCUGGGUGGCGCGGCCCAAGGAUGGUGAGAACGGCUUCAGACGGCGUGGCAAGUUCAAGAAGGCGUCCAACAUGAACUUUGCACUGAUGAUCUCGAACCGUGUCGAGGAGAAGCUUCGUGUGUACAAGCGGGGACCGGCCUGGACGCAGCAGCACGAAGCCCGGGCGUAUGAACAUGCCCUGCGCGAGGUUCUUGAGGAGGACGGCCGCGCAUGGGCCGACGGCAACAUUCGCGUGGGCGACUACAUCCUGAUCAUCGACUCCGACACGCGCGUACCGUCCGACUGCUUGCUGGAUGCCGUGAGCGAGAUGGAGCAGUCCCCCGACGUCGGCAUUCUGCAGUUCUCCUCGAGCGUUAUGCAGGUUGUGCACAACUACUUUGAAAACGGCAUCACCUUCUUCACAAACCUCAUCUACACGGCCAUCCGAUACACCGUGUCCAACGGCGACGUCGCGCCCUUUGUCGGCCACAACGCCAUCCUGCGCUGGAGCGCUGUCCAGCAGGUGUCGUACAUUGACGACGACGGGUAUGAAAAGUUCUGGUCCGAGAGCCACGUAUCAGAAGACUUUGACAUGUCCUUGAGAUUGCAGUGCGACGGCUACAUCAUCCGCAUGGCGGCCUGGUCUGGCGAUGGGUUCAAGGAGGGCGUGUCCCUGACGGUGUAUGACGAGCUGGCGCGCUGGGAAAAGUACGCCUACGGCUGCAACGAGCUGCUCUUCCACCCCGUGCGCACUUGGCUGUGGCGCGGCCCGUUCACGCCGCUUUUCCGCAAGUUCUUGUUCUCCAACAUCCGCUUCACGUCCAAGGUCACCAUCAUCUCGUACGUCGGCACGUACUACGCCAUUGGCGCUGCCUGGCUCAUGACCACCGCCAACUACUUUGUGAUGGGCUGGUUCAACGGCUAUCUCGACAAGUACUAUGUCGACUCGUGGCAGGUCUGGUUCUCCAUCAUUCUCGUGUUCAACGGCCUCGGCAACAUUGCGCUGGCCAUCAUGCGAUACCGCACCGGUGAGCGUCGUCUGCUGCACUCGUUGUUCGAAAACUUCAAGUGGACGCUGCUACUCGCCAUUUUCCUGGGCGGGCUCUCGCUGCACGUCUCGCAGGCCAUCUUAGCGCACAUGUUCGAAGUCAACAUGACCUGGGGGUCCACCGCCAAGGAGGUCGAGUUCUCCAACUUCUUCAUCGAGGUGCCAAAGGUGUUGAAGCGCUUCGCGUUCUCCAUGCUUUUUGCAACAGUUUCCAUUAUUGGCAUGGUCAUCUUGGCCGUCGCUCCCUUCGUGCCUGUGGACUGGCGAAUCACCGACUUUGUCGCCAUUCUGCCGAUGGCUACCGUGGCGGUGUCACAUUUCCUGCUGCCUCUGGUUCUCAACCCGGCUUUGAUGACAUUCUCUUGGUAA